Messenger RNA from Hyaena hyaena (striped hyena), 1446 nucleotides. It is a transcript of the gene AVPR1A, whose product is annotated as arginine vasopressin receptor 1A. The transcript is spliced from 2 exons. Gene Ontology annotation, molecular function: peptide binding; vasopressin receptor activity. The record is from RefSeq and is a predicted model, not a curated record. Gene Ontology annotation, biological process: regulation of systemic arterial blood pressure by vasopressin; G protein-coupled receptor signaling pathway; positive regulation of vasoconstriction. NCBI's taxonomy places the organism in Eukaryota, Metazoa, Chordata, Mammalia, Carnivora, Hyaenidae. Bases 1 to 1266 code for a protein of 421 amino acids. Gene Ontology annotation, cellular component: membrane.
AUGGACGGCAUGCGUUCCUCCGGAGCCCCCGCCGCGGGGCCCGCGGACAACUCCAGCCAGGGCUGGCCCCUGUCAGCCGGUGGUGUCAACGGCAGCGGGGAAGCGGAGGCGCUCGGGGAAGGCGGCAGCCCCCAGGCGGACGCGCGCAACGAGGAGCUGGCCAAGCUGGAGAUCGCCGUGCUGGCUGUGACUUUCGUGGUAGCCGUGCUGGGUAACAGCAGUGUGUUGGUGGCGCUGCACCGCACGCCUCGCAAGACGUCCCGCAUGCACCUCUUCAUCCGCCACCUCAGUCUGGCCGACCUGGCCGUCGCUUUCUUCCAGAUGCUGCCGCAGAUGUGCUGGGACAUCACCUACCGUUUCCGCGGGCCCGACGGGCUGUGCCGCGUAGUGAAGCAUCUGCAGGUGUUCGGCAUGUUCGUGUCGCCCUACAUGCUGGUGGUCAUGACCGCCGACCGUUACAUUGCGGUGUGCCACCCUCUGAAGACGCUGCAGCAGCCGACGCGCCGUUCGCGCCUCAUGAUCGCUGCUGCCUGGGUGCUGAGCUUCGUGCUGAGCACACCGCAGUACUUCGUCUUCUCCAUGGUCGAAGUGAACAACGUCACUAAGGCCAAGGACUGCUGGGCCACCUUCAUCCAGCCCUGGGGUCCCCGCGCCUAUGUGACCUGGAUGACGGGUGGUAUCUUCGUGGCGCCCGUGGUCAUCCUGGGUACCUGCUAUGGCUUCAUCUGCUACCACAUUUGGAGCAACGUCCGCGGAAAGGCGGCUUUGAUCCCCGGAAAGGGCGCCGAGGGCGCGAGUGGCGCUUUGCAUAAGGGGUUCCUGCUCACACCGUGUAUCAGCAGCGUGAAGACUAUUUCCCGCGCCAAGAUCCGCACAGUGAAGAUGACUUUUGUGAUCGUGACAGUUUACAUCGUUUGCUGGGCUCCCUUCUUCAUCCUCCAGAUGUGGUCUGUCUGGGAUGAGAAGUUUGUUUGGAUCGAAUCAGAAAACCCAGCCAUCACCAUCACUGCAUUACUGGCUUCCUUGAAUAGCUGCUGUAAUCCCUGGAUAUACAUGUUUUUUAGCGGCCAUCUCCUGCAAGACUGUGUCCACAGCUUCCCAUGCUGCCAAAACAUGAAGCAAACAUUCAACAAAGAAGAUUCUGACAGUAUGAGCAGAAGACAGACUUCUUAUACUAACAACCGGAGCCCGACAAACAGUAUGGGUACAUGGAAGGACUCGCCUAAAUCUUCCAAGUCUGCCAAAUUCAUUCCAGUUUCAACCUGAGCCCACAUUCAUGCAGCCUGACUCUUGUAGCGGACUUUAGGUCCACUGGCUGAAUCCAGAUAGAAAUCAUGAGAACAAAUGAACUUUUAAGAUAUAAGUGUCAAUAAGUUUGUUGAGUACAAGACUGUUUCUAGUUGCAUUUUCUCAUUGCUAUGACCAGAAGUUAUGAACUCUUUUAUA